Messenger RNA from Ascoidea rubescens DSM 1968, 879 nucleotides. RefSeq names its product magnesium transporter CorA family protein. NCBI's taxonomy places the organism in Eukaryota, Fungi, Ascomycota, Saccharomycetes, Ascoideales, Ascoideaceae. Gene Ontology annotation, biological process: magnesium ion transmembrane transport; intracellular magnesium ion homeostasis. The record is from RefSeq and is a predicted model, not a curated record. The annotation marks the transcript as partial. Gene Ontology annotation, molecular function: magnesium ion transmembrane transporter activity. The transcript has 2 exons. Gene Ontology annotation, cellular component: plasma membrane.
UGGUGGUUAGACUGUGUUUGCCCAACUGAUUUAGAGACUAGAUAUUUAUCAAAAUCAUUUGGUAUUCAUCCUUUAACUUCAGAAGAUAUUAGAAUGCAAGAAAGUCGUGAAAAAGUCGAAUUAUUUAAAAAUUACUACUUUAUUUCUUACCAUACCUUUGAAAAUGAUAAUGAAAGUCAAGAUUAUUUGGAACCAAUCAAUUUUUAUAUGGUGGUUUUUCAAAAUGGUAUUAUUACUUUUCAUUUUUCAAAAGUUUUACACUCAAUUAAUGUUAGAAGAAGAAUCAGACAAUUAAAAGAUUAUAUGAGAAUUAAAAGUGAUUGGAUUUGCUAUGCACUAAUUGAUGAUAUUACUGAUAGUUUUGUUCCAAUCAUAAAUAGCAUUGAGUACGAAGCUGAUGCAAUUGAGGAUUCGGUAUUUAUUUUAAGAGAAAUGGACUUUAGUAAAAUGCUACAAACAAUUGGUGAGGCUCGCAGAAAAGUCAUGAUACUAAUGAGAUUAUUAUCUGGUAAAGCUGAUGUUAUCAAAAUCGAUAAGAUUAAACCUGGGGCUGAUAUUGCAUUGUAUUUAGGUGACAUUCAAGAUCAUAUUAUAACAAUGUUUUCAAACUUGAUUUCUUAUGAAAAAAUCUUUUCAAGGUCCCAUUCAAAUUACUUGGCUCAACUACAAGUUGAAAGCUUUAAUUCUAAUAAUAAAGUGACCGAAAUGUUAUCAAAAGUUACAUUAAUAGGUACAUUGUUGGUUCCACUAAAUUUGGUUACAGGUUUGUUUGGAAUGAACGUUAACGUCCCCGGUAGUGAUAUCACUAAUAAUUACUAUUGGUUUAUCGGUAUUGUUUUAUUUUUAUUCUUCAUCAUAACUGUUGGGUUAAUUGUGUCU